AUGGCCACCGACCUCGCCAUGAGCGCAGAGCUGCCCAACAGCCCCCUGGCCAUCGAGUACGUCAACGACUUCGACCUGAUGAAGUUUGAGGUGAAGAAGGAGCCCCCCGAGGCUGACCGAUACUGCCACCGCCUCCCGCCGGGUUCCCUGUCCUCCACUCCGAUCAGCACACCCUGCUCCUCCGUGCCUUCGUCGCCGAGCUUCUGCGCCCCGAGCCCGGGCGCCCAGCCGAACCAGAGCCUCCCCAGCGGGGUCAACGGCAGCAGCAACAACAGCAGCGGCAACAACAAUCAGAACACCACGGGCAAGCCCCAGCUGGAGGACCUGUAUUGGAUCCCCAGCUACCAGCACCACAUCAACCCAGAGGCGCUCAAUCUGACCCCGGAGGACGCCGUGGAGGCCCUCAUCGGUAACGCGCACCACCAUCACCAUCAUCACCAGGCCUAUGAGAGCUUCCGCGGGCAGCAGUACGUGGGGGAGGAUCUGUCCACGGCUUCAGCGGCUCACCACCACCAGGCCCAUCACCACCACCACCACCACCACCACGGCCACCACGCCCGCCUGGAGGACCGCUUCUCGGACGAGCAGCUGGUCAGUAUGACAGUGCGGGAGCUGAACCGGCAGCUGCGGGGCUUCAGCAAAGAGGAGGUCAUCCGUUUGAAGCAGAAGAGGCGCACCUUGAAGAACAGGGGUUAUGCGCAGUCCUGCCGCUAUAAGCGUGUGCAGCAGAGGCACAUGCUUGAGACCGAGAAGUGCACCCUGCAAAGUCAAGUGGAGCAGUUGAAGCAGGACGUGGCUCGGCUCGCCAAGGAGAGGGAUCUUUACAAGGAAAAGUACGAGAAGCUGGCCAGCCGGACCUACAAUGCUGGUGGACCCGCAAACACAAGAGAUCCGUCCACUGGCAACCACGGGAAACAGGCCAACAAUGAGUUCUUCAUGUGAGAGACUAAUGAUUUGUUGCAUAGACUCUUAAUUACAUCCCCACCUAGUCACCCACCCCAAACUUCCUUUUAACUAUUAUUUAUAUUUCUCUCUCAGUUUGUAUUUUGUUUACAGUUAUUCCCUCAAGAAAAGACUAUACAUUGUAUAA
Messenger RNA from Myripristis murdjan (pinecone soldierfish), 1090 nucleotides. It is a transcript of the gene mafaa, whose product is annotated as MAF bZIP transcription factor Aa. Gene Ontology annotation, molecular function: RNA polymerase II cis-regulatory region sequence-specific DNA binding; DNA-binding transcription factor activity, RNA polymerase II-specific. The record is from RefSeq and is a predicted model, not a curated record. Gene Ontology annotation, cellular component: nucleus. Gene Ontology annotation, biological process: regulation of transcription by RNA polymerase II. The transcript has a single exon. NCBI's taxonomy places the organism in Eukaryota, Metazoa, Chordata, Actinopteri, Holocentriformes, Holocentridae. The coding region runs from base 1 to 942 and encodes 313 amino acids.